AAUUAAAAGAGAUGUACUUCUAUCUCUGAAGGAAAAUGGCGUCAGUAUCCAAGGUUGCUGUAUCCCGGAUAAUCCAGGCCAGCAGUGACGAAGGUCCAGCGAAGAAGAGUCGGGAUGAGUACAGGAAAGCGAAGGAGCUCGAAGAGGCUCGAAAACUUGGAACAGAACCCGCGGCAGUAGAUGAAGAAGGUCGAGAUAUCAACCCUCACAUACCUCAAUAUAUCUCUGAUGCUCCUUGGUACCUGGACCCUAAGGGACCAACCUUAAACCAUCAAAGGACCCAGGAAGAGAAAGUUAAAGUCUACUCCGGAAUAACGGAAUGGUAUCACAGAGGUGUAGAUACUUCAAAAACCGCGACACGGUAUAGAAAGGGAGCCUGUGAAAACUGUGGAGCAGUGACGCACAAGAAGAAGGAUUGUUUGGAGCGUCCAAGGAAGGUUGGAGCCAGGUUUACUGGAGCUAACUUUGCUCCAGAUGAGUUCCAGCAACCUACUCUGGAUCAAACCUUUGAUGCGAAAAGGGAUCGAUGGAAUGGAUUUAACAAUCUGGAUUAUCAGGAUGUUAUGGUUGAAUACAAAAAGCUAGAAGAUGCCAAGAAAGAAUUGAAAAAAGAAAAACUGUCUAAACCGAAACCCAACCCUGAAGAGGACGACGGAGACAAGAGCUCUGAGGAGGAGGACGACGAGGACAAGUAUGUUGACGACAUGGACAUGGUGGGAACCAAGGUUGACGCCAGUGAGAGAUACACCGUGAGAAACCUCCGGAUCAGAGAGGACGUUGCCAAGUAUUUGCGUAACCUGGAUCCCAACUCUGCUCACUACGAUCCUAAAACCAGAUCUAUGCGUAAAAAUCCGUACGAAGGAACCGGAAAGGCGAUGGACGAAGUGGAUUACGCCGGAGACAACUUCGUCCGGAUAUCCGGGGACACCGUGAACCACGCCAAGAGCACCAUGUUCGCCUGGGAGGCUGCGAGGAAAGGUUUGGAUGUUCACAUGCUCGCAGAACCGACCAAACUCGAGGCAUUGAAAUCCGAGUUUGAGACAAAGAAGGAUCAGUUUAAGUCUGAGAUGAACCAGGGGAUCCUGGAGAAGUAUGGAGGCGAGGAGUACCUUGAAGCUCCACCUAGGGAGCUCUUGUUCUCCCAGACAGAGGACUAUGUGGAGUACUCCAGGCACGGGAAGGUUCUCAAGGGAGAGGAACAAACUAUUGUCAGAUCCCAAUAUGAAGAGGAUAAUUUCCCCAACAAUCACAAGAGUGUAUUUGGUUCCUGGUGGAGCAAUGGAGAAUGGGGAUUCAAAUGUUGUCAUUCAACUAUUCUCAAUUCUUACUGCACAGGAGCUGCUGGUAGAUCAGUAGACAGUGCUACCCUCACACUCCCACCGAAAGCAGAGAAAGAGGAAUCUUCAGAUUCCGAAGCGGAACUAGAGCUGCAUAGCAAAACUGAAAAGAACUCCAAGAAAAAGAAGAAAAAGAAGAAGAGGAGCAAGAAGAAGAAGAAUAAGAAGAAGGACUCGUCCAGUGAUGGUUCGUCCUCCAGUGAUUCGGACGAGGACGAGGAGAAGGAGAAGAAGAAGAAGCUGAAGGACGCCAUGAAGAAGCUGGAGGCGGAGCAGGCGGAGGCGGAGAGGAUGCUUAAGACGGAUGAGAGGAAAAGACCGUAUAAUAGUAUGGGAGAGGCGAAAGCUCCGACGGAGGAGGAUUUGGAGGCGUACUACCUGAAGCGGCAGCGGAGUGAUGAUCCCAUGGCGAACUUUCUUUAAAAUUUUGUUAAAAUUAUUAAAAUUUAGAUUCCUGCUGUAUUCAAUUAAUACAAUUAAAACCAUUCAUUUCUAUAAUUAUUGUGAUGAAGAAAUAAAUUCAGCUGUAAACGAUUUCAGA
This is a messenger RNA of Eurytemora carolleeae, 1878 nucleotides long. RefSeq names its product pre-mRNA-splicing factor SLU7-like (gene Slu7). Gene Ontology annotation, cellular component: spliceosomal complex. Lineage: Eukaryota; Metazoa; Arthropoda; Copepoda; Calanoida; Temoridae. The transcript has 5 exons. The record is from RefSeq and is a predicted model, not a curated record. Gene Ontology annotation, biological process: mRNA splicing, via spliceosome. Gene Ontology annotation, molecular function: pre-mRNA 3'-splice site binding. The coding region runs from base 36 to 1760 and encodes 574 amino acids.